AUGAGUGUUGAUACCGAAGUACGUCAACGAUUGGGUGUUGAUCUUCCACCACCUGUUGAUAAAUCAAAUGCACAACAAAUAUCAACUGAAGCAUUUGACCUUCCUUCUCGAGAUGCAAGUUCAAAUAACACAAAAUUACGUCAGGAUAUACCAACAACAGAAGAUGAAGAUAUUGAAGGAUUACCAUCACAUCCUAGCGGUAUUAUAGUAACGGAUGAAGCACCAACCCCAAAUCCCUACAUGAAAUACGUCGAUAUAUUGCUAGGUGGUUUAAGUCCACGUUGGCGUAAUUAUGUUAUACGUGGUGUGUUUUCAGCUGUUAUGUUAGCGAUAUUCUCGAAAAUUAUAUCAAUGGGACCAUUAGUCGUUUCGCUAUUAGUAUUAAUUAUUCAAAUUAAAUGUUUUCAAGAAAUAAUCAAUAUUGGUUACAUUGUCUAUAAAUCACAUAAUUUACCGUGGUUUCGUACUCUCUCAUGGUAUUUUUUAUUUACAUCAAAUUAUUAUUUUUAUGGUGAAAGUUUAAUACAUUAUUUUGGUUUUAUGAUGAAUAAAAAUAAUUUUCUGCAACCAUUUGUCAGUUAUCAUCGACUGAUUUCAUUUCUAUUAUAUACAGCUGGUUUUGUUGGAUUUGUCGUCAGCUUAAAAAAGACCUAUUAUUUAAAGCAAUUUACAUUAUUUGCUUAUACACACAUAACAUUGUUAAUACUGGUAACAGCUUCACAUCAAAUGAUACAAAAUAUAUGUGAAGGAAUGAUAUGGUUCUUAUUCCCUGUGUCAAUAAUUAUUGCUAAUGAUAUAAUGGCUUAUAUGUUUGGAUUUUUUUAUGGUCGAACACCCUUAACGAAGUUAUCGCCAAAGAAGACUUGGGAAGGUUUUAUUGGUGGUGGUUUGAGCACAUUGGUUUUUGGCUUUAUCUUUGCCGGCAUAUUAUGUCGUUAUCAGUUUUUUGUAUGUCCACUUGAUUACGAUGAAGAGAAAAUGAUGAUAUCAACAGAAUGCAAACCGUUACCAUUAUUUCAAUUGUCGACUUAUGCAAUGCCAAAACCAUUUUCCUUCCUCAAACGUACAAUGCAAUUGUAUCCGUUUCAAUUACAUUCGAUUUUAUUAUCAUUAUUUGCGUCAUGUAUUGGACCAUUUGGUGGAUUUUUUGCAUCUGGUUUUAAACGAGCGUUUCGUAUUAAAGAUUUUGCUGAUACAAUACCGGGUCAUGGUGGCUUUGUUGACCGAUUUGAUUGUCAAAUUAUCAUGGCGCUAUUUACAAACGUAUGGAUUUCAACUUUUGCUCGUGUGGCAUCUCCAAACAAAAUUGUACAACAAGUUUUAGCAUUGAGUGAUGAAAAUAAAGAAGAAUUUUUACGUCUGUUAAAGAAUUAUUUGAAACAUUAA
Didymodactylos carnosus is the source of this 1386-nucleotide messenger RNA. Lineage: Eukaryota; Metazoa; Rotifera; Eurotatoria; Philodinida; Philodinidae. The record is from the annotation of a GenBank genome assembly.